Molecule: messenger RNA, 3883 nt
Organism: Betta splendens (Siamese fighting fish)
Lineage: Eukaryota; Metazoa; Chordata; Actinopteri; Anabantiformes; Osphronemidae
Product: mucin-5AC-like
Exons: 5
Coding region: 85-1908 (607 amino acids)
Source: RefSeq, a predicted model, not a curated record
GAACCACUGACUCACAGCACAUUUGCAGGUCCGAGGGCCGACAAGGUGUCAGCGCUGAUCCACUCAACCCGUCUGAAGCUCAACAUGCAGGCGAUUCUGUCUCUGAUCCUCGUCUGGACACACUUCAGCACAGCUGGAUCUCUUCAGUGUGAGACUUGCACAGAUCAGCGAUGUUCGGCCACAGCGUUGGUCUCAUGUUCCUCAGCCAGCAUGUGUGUUACUGCUUCUGUUCUAGCCAAAUGGUCUGGAGGAUCGAGUGAGCACAUCUUCAAGGCCUGUGCCCCUCGCUCCCUGUGUCCGGCCUCGGGCCCCCACACAUUUUCAGCCAGCACAAAAGAUGCCAGUACAUUUGCAUCUGCCCUGUGCUGCAACACAGACGGCUGUAACUCAGGAACGCUGCCUUUGAGAGCUGCUCCGUCAGACAACGGCCUAAAGUGUCUCCCAGCUGACCCCUCUUGGUUCAGGGCCCCAGUGCAAUGCAAGGGAGUGGAGAGAAGCUGCUUCCAAGCAAGAGCUAAAAGAGGUUUCAGUGGUGCUUCAGUCUUUGGCUGCAUAUCUUCAAAUCUGUGUGCAGCUGCAGACGACAGGACCAACCAACAUUUCUUAAAAAGUUUUGGUUAUGUCACCAACCAACGAGCCCGUUGUGUGAUGAGUGUAUGUGCUGGGUGUGUGGUGAAAAAAAGAAUUUCCAGAGACAUCGUUACAUCUGACUUACCAAUAAGUGUUGAACCAACAACAACUUAUAUCCCUACAACAACUACUCCUGACUCAACAACAACCACAACAACCACUGCUGCCCCCACAACAACUAUAACCACCGCUGCCUCCACAACCACAACAACAACCGCUGCCCCUGCAACAACCACAACAACCACUGCUGCCCCCACAACAACAACCACAACAACCACUGAAGACCCCACAACAACAACCACUGCUGCCCCCACAACAACUACAACCACCGCUGCCUCCACAACCACAACAACAACCGCUGCCCCUGCAACAACCACAACAACCACUGCUGCCCCCACAACAACAACCACAACAACCACUGAAGACCCCACAACAACAACCACUGAAGACCCCACCACAACCACCGCUGCCCCCACAACAACCACCGCUGCCCCCACAACAACAACCACCGCUGCCCCCACAACCACAACAACCACCACUGCCCCCACAACAACCACAACAACAACUACUUCUGCCCCCGCAACUGACUCAACAACAACCACUGAAGACCCCACAACGACAACCACAAAAACAACUGCUGACCAAGCAAUAACAACAUCCACCGCUGCCCCCACAACGACAACAACCACCACUGCCCCCACAACCACAACAACAACCGCUGCCCCCACAACAACAACCACAAAAACAACUGCUGACCAAGCAAUAACAACAACCAUCGCUGCCCCCACAACAACAACAUCCACCGCUGCCCCCACAACGACAACAACCGCUGCCCCCACAACAACAACAUCCACCGCUGCCCCCAUAACCACAACAACCGCUGCCCCCACAACAACAACAACCACCACUGCCCCCACAACAACAACACCCACCACUGCCCCCACAAUGACAACAACAACCGCUGCCCCCACAACAACAACCACAACAAAAACUGCUGCCCCAACAACAACAACAACCGCUGCCUCCACAACAACCACUGAAGACCCCACAAUAACAACCACAACAACAACUGCUGACCAAGCAAUAACAACAAUAACCACUGCUGCCCCCACAACAACCACAACAACUGCUGCCCCAACAACAUCAACUGCUAAUAAAUCAUCAAAAUUUUUUGUUCCAUCUACUGCUUUCCUGGCGAUAACAGCUGGCACCCUAGUGAUGACAGAAACAAUAUAUCUGUUGCUUGGACUCCUUAUUGUUUCUUUUAUUUUUUUGUAGAACUAGACACUGCACCCAACAGGGUCCCAUAAGAAACUUAGUUUUUGACAGUUUUUGGGUUAAAUUAUAGAAACAUGUUUUGAAAAUGUCUCAAAUUACUGUAAGCGAAAGAGAUGACACUGCGUUACAUUAACGGAUUAUUAAUUAAAGUUAAGUGUGUUUAGUUGCUUCCAGUUCUUCUCUUUUCAUUCUCCAGUUCUGCUCUAUAGUUGGUGUGUUACAAACAGGCAAACAGGCUCACUAUGAGCAGGGAAAAAGGGCUGAUACAGCCGACAAACUCACACAGAAGAAUGUGUAAGUAAAGGCAGUUUAAUAAAGAAACACACAGGGAAAAUAAUAACAACUCAAAAUGACUGCAGUGCAGGAAAAAAACUAGUCAAUAUAUUAAAACUCUAAAACAUGCAACACACAGAAACAAAAACAGGACAGAAACCGAACAGCGAGGUAACUGGGGGCAGUUUCAAGAAGGAGGUAAACCUCCUUCCUUUAACUACAAAGGGGUUCAGCAGCAUUUAGAGCACUGGUCGUCUCAACGGCAGUGAAGAAACCAGCGAAACCUUCUCUCACUUAGGGGGACAUUCUCAUAAGGAGAUACUAUGAGGGGACAGUGUCCAGCCACGAGAGUGGUACUAACUGCCCUUGUACUGUUGAUUGAUGCUAAGCCACUCUCUUACCUCAAUGAGGUUGAGGAGAGACCUCCUGACCAGUAUCACACUAACUUGUGGUAUUUUUAAAUGAAGACAGAGCACUCAUACCUUUACUGGUCCAAUCGUCUUCCACCCAAUUGGGUAGGUUGUUGUGUUCCUGUUUAUGUUUCAGAUGGCUCCUACGUGAUAACACCACAGCAGACGACUUCGAAGCGACAGCAAGAGAUCGACCUGAAGGAAAGUGAUUGGAUCUGGGGAUCAGACGUCCCCAUGGAUAAGAAGCUCUGGACUACAGGCCAGAAAGUAGCACUAUCCCUAUUUCCAUGGUUGGGGGGAGGAAAAAUCAUGCUAAGAGUUGAAACCAUAAAUUACCGCAUAAACCUGUUCUUCAAUGUCACGGUAACGGUCCUUGCCAGUAUAGAUCGUCGUCUCACCGCCCUAACACUCCGUGAGUUACAGGACCGCCUGGUGUUAGAUCUGCUCACUGCAAGCCAAGGUGGAGUGUGUGCAAUAGUGGGCCCCAAAUGUUGCACAUACAUCCCAGGAGAUGACCAAGACGCAAAGUUCACCCAACAGGCACUCCGUGACCUACAGCACAUAUCCAAUGUGCAGGCGGCUGAUGUAGUGAAAGACAUAUCCUGGUUUGAUUGGUUUAGGUCUGGCACAUGGACUGACAUUCUGAUGAAGAUUUUUGGACUGAUUCUACUGAUCCUCUUGGUUCUGAUACUGAUUGUGUUAUGCGUAAAUUCCCUGUUUGAGGGCCAUGAUGAUCAGGCUGGUGAAUCAAGGCCUUCUCAGGGUGUGGCAGUCAUGCACUCUCGACAAAUACACUAUACACCUUUGAAGCUCGAUAACUGUGAAGAGAACCUCCACGAUGUCGUCGGAAAUGGACGCUAAGCUGUAAAUAUUGUGCUUCUGUGCUUUUGACCCUGCCUACGAUGUUGUAACAUUUAUUCCAUGUUUUAUGACAACUGCACUGAAAAUCGAAAGAAGUUGUGCUGUUCCGAUGUAUGCAUGAUUGUUUAAUGGAUGUUUCAACGUUAAACAGGAGGGAAAUGUUGAAAAAAUGCUGCAUUUAAUCAUUGAAACAUACUUUGCUGACGCCUCGUUAGCUGUGCUAUAGCCUUGAAGUUUUCUCCCUUCUGCUCUGCAAGAAAUAGGAAGUACUGGUGUGUAGCAUCCUUAUCUGAUGAGCCCAAUGCUUUGUGCAGAAAAUAUUUCCCACGUACUGUGUGACUAUGCACCUCCCAGAAUGCAAUACAUAUUAUGAGCUGAAUCCUUGUCUUCUCUUCAGUGAGAGAAAGUUGCCUUUGCUGUAAACUGCUCAC